Molecule: messenger RNA, 2517 nt
Organism: Hirsutella rhossiliensis
Lineage: Eukaryota; Fungi; Ascomycota; Sordariomycetes; Hypocreales; Ophiocordycipitaceae
Product: major facilitator superfamily domain-containing protein
Exons: 9
Coding region: 1-2517 (838 amino acids)
Biological process (GO): NAD+ biosynthetic process; tripeptide transport; dipeptide transport
Cellular component (GO): plasma membrane
Molecular function (GO): allantoate transmembrane transporter activity; nicotinate-nucleotide diphosphorylase (carboxylating) activity; dipeptide transmembrane transporter activity
Source: RefSeq, a predicted model, not a curated record
AUGUCCGAAAAGAUGGGAUGCGUGGAUGCGGCGCCGUCCAAAGACCACAGCCACGACCCCGCGUCCGACUGCCUCUCGGCAGACGAGCUGAGCCCGGACGAGGACAAGAGAAUCCUGCGCAAAAUCGACAUGUGGGCCGUUCAACACAGCAUCCCGAACUGGGCCGGUUUUCUAACGCACAAGGCGCCGCCCAGCUUGCUGCCCGUCAUGGCCUUUUCCUACAUGUUCCAGUUCCUCGACAAGUCGGCCCUUGGCUUCACGGCCAUUAUGGGCCUGCGCGAGGAUCUGCGCCUCAGCGGGACCGACUUCUCGUGGGCAAGCGGCAUCUACUACUUUGGCUAUCUCAUUGCCUCGUAUCCCGCCGGCGUCAUCAUGGUCCGCUGGCGGGUAGGCAAGACAAUUGCCGCAGCCGUGGUCCUCUGGGGCGUCGUCCUCGUGCUCACGGCCACAACCACAAACGCAGCCGGCCUGCUGGCCGUCCGCUUCUUCCUCGGCGUCACCGAAGCGCCCAUCGCUCCCGGGCUGACCGUCGUCGUCGCCAUGUGGUACAAGCGCGCCGAGCAGCCGCUGCGACACGCGGCCUGGUAUCUCGGCAACACGACAGCCGGCAUCGUCGGCGGCCUCGCGGCCUACGGCAUCGGCCACAUCGAUGGCAUUGCAGCCUGGAAGGCCGUCUUCCUCAUCUUUGGGGGCACAACCGUGGCCUGGUCGGUGGGCAUCUUUUGGCUGCUCCCCGACGUCCCCAUGUCGGCCUGGUUUCUGACAAAGGCGGACCGCGCCAAGGCCGUUUCACGGGUGAGGGAUAACAUGACAGGCAUCAAGAAUAACGAGUUCAAGUGGCACCAGUGCCGCGAGGCGCUCCUCGAUGUCCAGACGUGGUUUGUUGCGGUGAUCCAGCUCUGCAGCAGCAUUCCCAACGGCGGAGUGCACAGCUUUGGAUCCAUCGUCAUCGAGGGCAUGGGCUUCGGCCAACUCACGACGUUGCUGCUCCAGAGCGCCAGCUACCUGGUCCAGCUGGUGCUCGUGCUCGUCGGCACGGCCGGCAGCACACGCUUUCGCAACACACGGACGUACUUUAUGACAGUCAACUUUGCCCUUGCCGUCGUCGGCGCCUCGCUGGUCCGACAGCGCCCGGCCGAGGACAAGUGGACGCGCUUCGCCGGGUACUGCGUGAGCAUGGCCUUCAGUGCCAACUUUCCCUUGGUCAUGUCCAUCAUGUCGGGCAACUUUGGGGGCUUCACCAAGAAGGUGACUGUCAAUGCCAUUUCCUUCAUCGCCUACUGCGCAGGCAACAUUGUCGGCCCGCAGCUCUUCAUGGCGCGCGAGGCGCCGUCUUACACGUCGGGCUUUCUCGCCAUGAUGGUCUGCUUCAGCCUCGGGUUCGUGACGUGCAUCGCGCUGCGGGUCUAUCUGUGGCGGGAGAAUCGGAGGCGGGAUCGUGUGUGCGGCGUCGCGGAGGAGGGCGGCGUCGAGGGCGGCGUCAUGGUGAAUCUGAUGGACAAGACGGACAAGCAGAUAGCGCAUCCCGACCACCUUCCCCACCCCGCCGCCGCCUUGCCUCGUUUCCAAACCCCGGCCAUUCUCGACGCCGUCGCCGCCGCUUCCGAUCCGACCAUGACGACGACGACGUUUCCUGCCGCCGCCGGCAGCUCGCUCGCCCAACUCCUCCCGCCUAGCUGGAAAUCGCAGGUGACGGCCUGGCUGGCCGAGGACACGCCGACCUUCGACUACGCCGGCUUCGUCGUCGGCGACGCCCCCCGAGUCGCCACGCUUUGGGCCAAGUCGGCCGGCAUCCUGGCCGGACGGCCGUUGGUGGACGAGGUCUUUGCGCAGUGCGGCUGCGUCGUCGAGUGGCGCCUCGACGAGGGCGCAGCCGUGGCGCCGGCAGACAAGCCCGUGGCCGUGGCGACGGUCCGCGGCCCCGCGCGCGGCCUGCUGCUGGGUGAGCGGGUGGCGCUCAAUGCGCUGGCCCGGUGCUCGGGCAUCGCCACCCGCAGCCGCGACCUCGUGGCCAAGCUGCGCGAGGCCGGCUACACGGGCAUCGUCGCCGGCACGCGCAAGACGACGCCGGGCUUCCGGUUGGUGGAAAAGUACGGCAUGCUGGUGGGCGGCGCCGACACCCACCGCAUGGACCUGAGCGUCAUGGUCAUGCUCAAGGACAACCACGUCUGGAGCCGCGGCAGCAUCACCGACGCCGUCGCCGCCGCAAAGGCCGUCGCCGGCUUCGGCCUCAAGAUCGAGGUCGAGGUCCAGUCCGAGGCCGAGGCCGACGAGGCCAUUGCCGCCGGCGCCGACGUGGUCAUGCUCGACAACUUUACCGGCGACGGCGUCCGCGUCGCUGCCCGCAACCUCAAGGAACGCUGGCGUGGCAAGAAGCACUUCUUGCUCGAGGUCUCUGGCGGCUUGAAGGCCGACAAUGUGGCACCGUAUGUGUGUCAUGAUGUGGACAUCAUCUCGACAAGCUCCAUACACCAGGGCGUUCCGCACGUAGACUUUUCCUUGAAAAUCGAACACUAG